UUCUGGUGGGAGUGUGUGCGUUCGGGUUUUCCUCCGAUUAAUUGUAGUCAGUGUUUUCCUCUCGUUUUCACUAAACGGACCCUUUGUGCUGAUUUCGUCUUGCAAGCUGUGUCCUUUCGAAAAACGACACAUAAGGCAAUGUACCUGUGCGUCACAAUGGCCGCAGCGGUCGUCAAGGAAUCCUUGAGGAGGACCCCAAAAUUGCUCAGAAAGCAGGCUGCAGACAGGUUCGCUUUACACAUUAUCAAGAAAGCUCUGCCGUGCAUCGAGGUUGGACUAGACAGGGAUAUGGAAGACCAGGACUAUCGCUAUAAAAUCCACAUGCUAAGUCUGCUCAGGCAAAUGAAGGACUGGUACUGGCAAGAAGCAGAUUUCCUGGGCCACAUAAGAUCAAAGAACAGAAUGAGCAUCUCUAACUCUCUCAUGGAUGUUCUGGACUGGAAGAAGACCUACAGACGGAUUCCGAUGAUGCAUAGGUUCAUCAUACAACUGAUGUUCUGCUGUGAAGUGGGCACUAUCGACAGGUGGCAAGAGAUGAUCAUUCAGUUCAGGGAUUGCCAGGCAAUGCAUAUUUUACUAAGGGCAAUGGGAAAACUCUACUUCACCAAAUUCAGCGAUACAUGUUUGAAGUUGAUGGACCCCUCGUUACUGGCACUGAUAUUUGACCUUGCUUCGGAACUGACGAUGAUUCACCUUCAGUGCAACCUUAACAUCCCUGUUAUCGAAGCCAUAAAGGAAAGGAGGCAGAGUCUGGACACCCUGAUGAUAGACGUGGAAGGAAUGUACAUCAGCAGCUUCAUGUCGCUGGAAGGCCCACUUUACAGGUUAUUUUUCAGAAACAAAAGUAAAGAGGACGUGACGGAAUGUUUGAAUAACAGCGAGGAUGCCCCCAGAACAUUCGGGAACUUGAGAGAAAUCGCUUUCAGAUUCGACAUUUGUCCUCGGCAGGUGUUGCAGUUGGUAUUUUGCCUUCACCAUUACUACCCCGGGGUCAAGGUCAAACUUACCUCUUUAGUGUCAUUACCAUACGACUCCAUGCAGAAGAAAAGACCUUUCAUUUCUCCUUCUCUCAUGGUUGUCAAAUCCGACGACAGUAAGAAAGUUUACUCAUAUUGUAAGGAAGAAUAUUGCGCAGAAUUUUCUGGCGAGUAUAACAAUUCGUUUGUUUGUUCUGCUGAGGGUAUACAACCUCAGCUUAACCUUUAGUGAAGCACUGGCCGAAAUACGGAAAGGUAUGAUGUCUUCCCCUCAAGUCACCACAGUUAACUUUAUGUACCACGAAAGAAUUUUGAUGUUUAUCUCGCCAACGUUAAGUGAUGUGGCAGAAACGUUGACUGAACUGCACGUUUACGGACUCUUGGAAACAGCCGAGGACAAACGCACAUUUUCUCAGGGCCUCGGCAGAUGCAAGAAUUUGAGGGAACUGACCCUUUUGAUGAAGCUGACGAGCAGCCCGGAGAUGAAACUGACAGAGAUGCCGAAAUUGAGGGUCCUUUCAAUCGGCUUUGCAAAGUUCUCGCCUUUGAGCUUGUUCGGAGUAGCGCCAGACCUUUGGAUCCCCGUUGAUGAGUUUAUCGAGAAGUUCUUGUUAAUGAUGGUAGAAGCAGCAAGAUCCCUGGAAUUUCUUCACAUCCCAGGAAAGAACAACCUUUCGAUAUUAGCCGAAACGGAAUGUUUCCAGAAGCUGAAGACUCUGAGUAUUGCUGAAGGGACGCUAGAGAACCUCAGGCGUAGCUUAAGAAAGUUGCCGGCCCUGUCCACAGUUGUGGUAGGUUCUGAGUUUGGCUACAAGAAGUACUUGAUACUGAAGAAGCAGUACAAGUGUACAGAUCUCAAAGUGGUUUACAAAAAAGAGAGGCUAGUUAUCCCGUAUACCUGAUGGGUGUUGUUGUUUGUGGCUUCGUGUUAGACGUUAUGGCUUAGUAGAAUAUAUUACUAAGCAAAAUCUUCUUGUGCUAGUGUGUGCAGUAGCAAGUUUUACCGUAAAAAUUCUUUUUGUGGAAUUUUAACAUUUUAUUACGGCAGUCUACUGACACGGAGUGCCUAUUGUUAAUUAAAUUGUAUAUUGCAUUUUUAUGUAUAUUUUGUUUAGAAAGCGACCAAAUCGAGCUAUGUCAAGUUUUGACUAAGUUUUACCUCUUGAUGGUUCUCGUGCAGGUGCUUUUUUUAUGUCGAGAACCAUUUUAAAUACCAAAUAUAUUUUAUAACAGUGAGCGGGAUUGGAACAAAAAAACAAUGGCGAGGUUUUGAAGUAAAAACUUCAAGGAAACCGGUAAAAUUAGCGUCUGAUAUACUGUGGUGACUUUUUUUAAUGAUUUAUGGGGGUAUAUCGGCUGAUGUUAAGGACUGUCGUAUAGAUAGUUCAUGAAUUGUUGUAAAGUUCACUGAAGUAUUCUUCAUCUCGUUCUUCCUUCCAGCAAAUUUUUCAAAACUUUAUUUUAAAGCUAGGAUUUAGGCUUUUUUUCAAAAAUGUUGAAAUUAGUCAUUUUACUCUUCUCUGAAUAUUGGUGUUUAUUUUAUGCUAGGUUACUUGUUUCAAGUAGAAUGUGAGAUUACUGUCAGUUCAUUUUAACCAAAAACUGUAUUGCUUGAAAUUUAUGUUACAGUUCUUAACUGUAGAUGAUAAACUAGAUUUAUCCAUUUUUACUUGAAUCUUUGCAUUUUUACUGAACAGCUGUGUGCGUGAAGAGUGUUGCAUUAUAUUAGAUUUUUCACUCCAAAUUC
Molecule: messenger RNA, 2724 nt
Organism: Macrobrachium nipponense
Lineage: Eukaryota; Metazoa; Arthropoda; Malacostraca; Decapoda; Palaemonidae
Exons: 4
Coding region: 139-1206 (355 amino acids)
Source: RefSeq, a predicted model, not a curated record